AUGUUCCAGUCACCGGCGCCACCGGAGUUCCUGUCGCGGCCGGGACAGCGUCCUGGGAGCUGGCGACAAUGGUACGAGGACUUCCUGGUCUUCGCUGAGGCCAGCGGGUGGUUGGACUGGACGGACGGUCGUCGGACAGCGUUCCUGUUGACAGCAGUCGGAGCGGAGGCACGUCGACUCUACCGAGCUGCUGCUUCAGCUACCAAGCAGGAGAACAUCGAACCUGGAACAGUGUCGUGCCCGUACUAUGAUGCCUUCAUUGAGAUGAAGCGUGUCAGGAUGCUGGUUGACACCGGCUCGGCGGUCAGCAUCGUCCCAGCGAGGACGUACUGGCAGCUCUUCAGUCACGUCCCUCUCCGUCCUGCGGGUAAGCUCGCCCAGUGGAACGGCAGCGGCAUUAAGGUGCUGGGUAAGAUGUCAGCUGACGUCACAGGACCGGACCAGCUCUCCGUUCCAGCGGAACUGUACGUGGCGGUGGGUGAUGUACCGAUCAUGGGCCGUGAUCUCCAGCAUCAGCUCGGAGUCACGGUGAGCCGUGGCAGUGUCGUCUGCCAGGUGAAGCAGGAUCAGGUGCUGCCAGCCAUCAAGGGAUUCAUCCACAAGGUGCGUCUGAUUCCCGGAGCUGUGCCCAGCACGCCACACCUGAGGACUCUACCGUACGCUGUGAGGCAGGAGGUCAGUGACCAUCUGGAGUCCCUGGAAGCCCAAGGAGUCAUCGAGAAGGUACCCUGUGGCUCUUCGCCCUGGUUGUCUCCGAUUGUCGUGGUCCGGAAGCGAGGAGGUGAGGGCCUGAGGAUCUGUCUCGAUCUGACGGCGGUGAACAAAGCCAUUGUCGCAAACGGCUACCCCAUCCCUCCGAUGCAGGAGAUGCUGGACAAGCUCCGAGGUGCCAAGGUGAUGUCCAAGCUCGACAUGAAGUCAGCCUAUCAUCAACUGGAGCUGCACGAGGAGUCCAGGAACCUCACUGCUUUCGUGCAUGAGGGUCAGACCUGGAGGUACAAGCGGUGCUGCUUUGGGCUCAAAAGUCUUCCGCAGUGUUUCCAGAAGCUCAUGGAGACUGUUCUGCAAGGCAUCCCUGGUGUUCAAGUCUACCUGGAUGACGUACUGGUCACAGCGCCCACCCGUGCAGAGCACGACGCGAGGCUCAGCACCGUCAUGAAGCGGCUGAAGGACUACGACAUCACGCUAAACAGGGAAAAGUGUCUGCUAGGUGUUGUGUCGCUGGAGUUCCUGGGGUUCGUCGUGUCGGAGCGUGGGAUCGAAAUCUCACCAGAUCGGGUCCAAGGUCUUCGAGACAUGGGACAACCCCAGAACACCAAGGAGCUCCAGGCUGCACUGGGGUCCCUCGCGUUCUACAGCAAGUUCGUGCCCAACUUCAGCUCUCGGGUAGAACCUCUGCGGCAGCCGCUGAGGAAAGACGCCCCAGCCUUCCGAUGGACGGAGGAGAUGACAGCUGCGCUGGAGGAUGUGAAGUCGGCGAUCCUGAACUCGUCUGCGCUGGCACCGUUCGACCCCAGUCUGCAGACGUUCGUCACGACCGACGCCAGCGACGUUGGUCUCGGGGCCGUUCUCUCACAGAUCCACCCAGAUGGAGAGAGAGUGGUGGCAUUCGCCUCCAGCACGCUCAGCGCAGCACAGCGCAAGUACAGCGUAACUGACAGAGAGGGCCUGGCAUGCGUCUGGGCGUGUCAGAAGUGGCACAAGUACCUGUGGGGCAAGGAGUUCGUUUUGCGGACGGACCACGCUGCCCUUCGCUCUCUGCUGUCUGCCAAGGGCAUCGGUCGGGCCAGUAUGCGAAUGUCUCGCUGGGCCGUCAAGCUGAUGAACUAUGCGUUUCAGGUUCAGCACAUCGAGGGGAAGUUGAACCAGGCUGAUGGCAUCUCACGCCUUCCCGGCAGUCAUGGGGUUGCAGAAGACGAGGACCAGCUGGUCGCAGCCCUGGAGGAGAUGAUGCCGGCGGUGAGCAGCGCUGAUAUCGCCGCAGCAGGCCUUGAAGAUGACGAGGUCAAGGCGCUGAUCUCGCAGAUCCCACAGCGCUGGCCGUCGAAACUGAGGGAGGUGCCGCCUGUGCUGAAGCCCUACUUCAGGUACAGGAACGAGCUGAGCAUCGAGAAGGGUGUGGUGUUCAGAGGUGAGAGGAUACUUGUUCCUUCUGCCCUCAGAACCCGCGUGGUGACAGUUGCCCACGAAAGCCAUCCCGGGAUAGUGCGCACGAAGCAGCGUCUGCGCGCAGUCUUCUGGUGGCCAGGGAUGGACGGCGAGGUGGAGACAGCCGUCAAGAACUGUCCCACCUGCUCUGUUGCGGACAAGUCGACCAAGACGUCCAGGACGCCUCUCAUCCCGGUCUCGCUGCCUACUGCGCCGUGGGACAAGGUGGGAGUGGACUUCAUUGGUCCGAUGCAGGGUCCGGCAAAUCAGAGGUACGGCAUAGUGCUCACAGACUACUACUCCAAGUGGCCGGAGGUGGCGUUUGUAUCAGAGCCAAGUACAGACGCCGUGAUUGACUUCCUGAAGUCAGUGGCGACCAGAGAAGGCUGGCCGAAAGAGCUGGUGAGUGAUAAUGGAACCCAUUUCACGUCAGCACGGUUUGCAUCGUUCUUGCAGGCUAACGGGAUCAAACACAUCAAGGUGUCCCCGUAUCACCCAGCAGGUUCCGGAGCUGUGGAACGCUUCAACCGCAGUCUGAAGUCUGCCAUCCAGAUAGGUGAGCAGCAGAAAGCAGACAGGCGGCGGCACGUUCAGCAGUUCCUGAUGGUGUACCGGGCGACGCCGCACGCCACGACGGGACGCAGCCCGUCAGAGCUGCUGCACGGACGCCAGCUGCGGACGUCACUGGAGAACGCCGUGGUGCAGAGCAGUGACUGCAGAGGUGACGGCGCCAUCCAACAGCACGUCCGGAAGAAGCAGCGAAAGAUGAAGCGGUAUCAUGACCGAACGGCAAGGAAGCCCGACAUAAAGGCGGGCGAGAACAGGCUGACGAGCCUGAUCUGCUUCCUGACGACGCCGGCGGCGGCGCCGAGACUGUCGGCGUGGAGACAGCCGACUGCCGGAAAUGCCUCUAACGUCGACGUCGAGGACGCCGGAAACAUGGAGGGCCCGUACCGCACGCGAGCGGGACGGGCAACGAGGCGCUGGUGGAGAUGA
This is a messenger RNA of Amphibalanus amphitrite, 3144 nucleotides long. RefSeq lists its product as uncharacterized. NCBI's taxonomy places the organism in Eukaryota, Metazoa, Arthropoda, Thecostraca, Balanomorpha, Balanidae. The record is from RefSeq and is a predicted model, not a curated record. Bases 1 to 3144 code for a protein of 1047 amino acids. Gene Ontology annotation, biological process: DNA integration; proteolysis. Gene Ontology annotation, molecular function: nucleic acid binding; aspartic-type endopeptidase activity. The transcript has 3 exons.